GUUUAUACGGGGACCAAUUAGAAACUCCGACAUUGACUCCGCCACUUUUUGACUCCACCCCACAUUUAAGGUUUCGGACGUCACGAGAGGCCAGAGACAUCGAUUUCGCUCCGUCAUCACCACACAGGCUCACCAGCAGAUGCAUAGCUCCCUCUCUCUCCAGCGUCGUCGGGUGUGGACUCCCAUCUGCUCUGGUAUCUCCACUGAGUCAACAGCAUGUACAAACGAAGUGUUUUCACCAACAUCACUCCGCUCCCAUCGUAUAUCACACGGGACACGGUAGUGGAAGCCCUCCAUAAUCAUGCGGAAAUGAUUGAACUAAACCCUUUGGUGAUCCACCAUGAGCCCUGUCGCCCGCCAUCCUUUGCGCCUGCGGAUGAGUUUCAUUGUAUUUGGUACGAGAUGACCGACCGAAUCUCGUAUCUACCGGGCGGGCUAGUCAAGGGCAACGUGUCCUAUGCAGGGUGCUUCUACGAUCUCCCGCGGGGCCUCCAGACCCAUGUUUAUGCCCCAACCGGCUUGGACAUCCGAGAGAAAUGGUCCGUCUGUGGAAAUAUGCCCGGCGAGCCGCGAGAGCCUGUCGAACUGGGCAUUCCCGAUGCACCCCGAGAAGGGUUGUACCUGCGCGAAGAUGUCAACAUGCGGUCGCAGAUUUGGGCCACGGCGUUUGUGAAACGGACCCUCAAACGGGCCCACGCGGUCCUCGUGGACCGGUUGGUUAUCAAGGCGGAUCUGGAAAAGCAAAAGAGGGAUUCAAUAUCAGCAUGCGCAACUGACUCGUUCUUGGGAAAACCGACAGGCCUACCCCACGAUCAAAAGCCAAUUGAUCGUGAAGAAGAUUCAAUGUCGCCGCACCAGGCUCGCUGGUCAAGGGCCAGCGACAUAGCUGAAGUCCCUGGAUCGCUGGAGACGGGACAGAAAUCCAAUCAGCGACCGGGUCAAUCCGUGUAUGAACUCGAAUAGGGAUAACUACAGGCUUGCAGAAUGACUCCUCCGUGUCAGUGCAUGCAUCUAUAGUGCACUGGGUAGGGUACUGUAGGGUUAUCGCUGGAGUCCUAUUAUUGCUAUGGAAUAGCGUAAAUUGUUAUUAGAAUAUUCAAGCGUCGAUGUUCAUAUGUUCGUACGACGAGAGGGUCAGGAAUGGGCCGCGAUUUGUACAGCUUACCUGGAUGUAGUCUUUUAACUAGUAAUGCAUGGUGAAUC
This is a messenger RNA of Aspergillus caelatus, 1203 nucleotides long. RefSeq lists its product as uncharacterized. Bases 217 to 963 code for a protein of 248 amino acids. The transcript has a single exon. Lineage: Eukaryota; Fungi; Ascomycota; Eurotiomycetes; Eurotiales; Aspergillaceae. The record is from RefSeq and is a predicted model, not a curated record.